Messenger RNA from Carassius carassius (crucian carp), 762 nucleotides. Its product is annotated as putative nuclease HARBI1. NCBI's taxonomy places the organism in Eukaryota, Metazoa, Chordata, Actinopteri, Cypriniformes, Cyprinidae. Bases 1 to 762 code for a protein of 253 amino acids. The record is from RefSeq and is a predicted model, not a curated record. The transcript is spliced from 2 exons.
AUGGAGGUGGUGGGUGAUGGCCUGGGGCUCAGCAAGUCUUCAGUCAGCAAAACUGUGACAACAGUAACACCUUUGCUUUUAAAGCUGAUGAAGAGCAUCCUGGUUUUCCCCAAAACUCCCGAGGAAAUACAGCUGGCCAAUCAACAAUUCUAUGAUCUUGACAACAUCCCCAGAGUGAUUGGCAUCAUUGAUGGCACCCUAAUCCCAGUAUUAAGCCCUAAGGGAAUGUUCACUGACAUUGUGGCAAAAUGGCCUGGAAGCACACAUGACUCUUUCGCAUGGGCCAAUUCGGCAAUUUGCCAGGUGGCUGAAGAAGGUGGCUUUGGUGAUAGCUGGCUCCUGGGAGACAGUGGAUAUCCUCUUCGCCCCUACCUCUUGACACCUGUGCAGCAUCCAGCCACCAUUGCAGAGGAAAGGUUUAAUCAGGCCCAUGGAAGGACACGCUCUAUAGUGGAGAGGACUAUAGGACUGUGGAAACAACGUUUUCGCUGCAUCAGCAAGUCCAGUGUUGGCCUGAAGCUAAACCCCACCAAAAGCUGCUCUGUUAUUGUGGUUACUGCAAUUCUCCACAACAUUGCAGUCAGGGAAAAUGUCCAGCUUCCUGAGGAGGAAGUUGAUGCCGUUGGAGCCAAUGGUGAGGAAGAUGCUGUUUCUGAUGAUGAUGAUGAUGAUGAUGAUCCUUUGAACCCACAUCAAGGCAGAAUGCAUCCUGCAGGAGCAGAAGUCAGAGAACUUUUAAUUCAGAAUAUGUUUGGAUGGUAG